AUGGCGGACAACGAGAAACUGGACAACCAACGGCUCAAGAAUUUCAAGAACAAAGGCCGCGACUUGGAGACUAUGAGAAGACAACGAAAUGAAGUUGUAGUUGAAUUAAGGAAGAAUAAAAGAGAUGAACAUCUCUUAAAGAGAAGGAAUGUACCACAUGAAGAUAUCUGUGAAGACUCUGAUAUAGAUGGUGAUUAUAGAGUGCAAAAUACCUCUCUAGAAGCUAUUGUUCAAAAUGCUUCAAGUGAUAACCAAGGAAUUCAAUUAAGUGCAGUUCAAGCUGCUAGGAAGCUUUUGUCCAGUGAUCGAAAUCCACCAAUUGAUGACUUAAUAAAAUCUGGAAUAUUGCCUAUUUUAGUCCAUUGUCUUGAAAGAGAUGACAAUCCUUCUUUACAGUUUGAAGCUGCAUGGGCUUUGACAAAUAUUGCAUCUGGAACCUCUGAACAAACUCAAGCAGUAGUUCAGUCCAAUGCUGUGCCACUUUUCCUGAGGCUUCUUCAUUCACCCCAUCAAAAUGUCUGUGAGCAAGCAGUGUGGGCAUUGGGAAAUAUCAUAGGUGAUGGGCCACAGUGUAGAGAUUAUGUCAUAAGUCUUGGAGUUGUGAAACCUUUACUUUCCUUCAUAAGUCCAUCUAUUCCUAUAACAUUCUUAAGAAAUGUUACUUGGGUUAUGGUCAACUUAUGUCGGCACAAAGACCCACCACCCCCAAUGGAAACCAUUCAGGAGAUUCUUCCAGCUCUUUGUGUUUUAAUUCAUCACACAGAUGUAAAUAUACUGGUAGAUACGGUCUGGGCCCUCUCUUACCUUACUGAUGCUGGCAAUGAACAGAUACAGAUGGUAAUAGACUCUGGAAUAGUCCCUCAUUUGGUUCCUCUGCUUAGCCACCAGGAAGUGAAAGUUCAGACUGCUGCACUUCGAGCUGUGGGCAACAUUGUUACUGGAACUGAUGAGCAAACACAAGUAGUUUUGAACUGUGAUGCUCUGUCACAUUUCCCAGCACUCCUGACACAUCCCAAAGAGAAAAUUAAUAAAGAAGCAGUGUGGUUCCUCUCUAACAUCACGGCAGGAAAUCAGCAGCAGGUUCAGGCAGUAAUUGACGCCAAUCUUGUCCCAAUGAUAAUACACCUUUUGGAUAAGGGGGAUUUUGGCACUCAGAAAGAAGCUGCUUGGGCCAUAAGUAACUUAACAAUUAGUGGAAGGAAAGAUCAGGUGGCCUGCCUAAUUCAACAAAAUGUUAUUCCACCUUUUUGCAACUUGCUGACUGUAAAAGAUGCACAAGUUGUGCAAGUAGUGCUUGAUGGACUAAGUAAUAUAUUAAAAAUGGCUGAAGAUGAGGCAGAAACCAUAGCCAAUCUUAUAGAAGAAUGUGGAGGACUGGAGAAAAUUGAACAACUGCAAAAUCAUGAAAAUGAAGACAUCUACAAAUUGGCCUAUGAGAUCAUUGAUCAGUUCUUCUCUACAGAUGAUAUUGAUGAAGAUGCUAGCCUUGUUCCAGAGGCAAUACAAGGUGGAACAUUUGGUUUCAAUUCAUCUGCCAAUGUACCAACAGAAGGGUUCCAGUUUUAG
Messenger RNA from Pipistrellus nathusii (Nathusius's pipistrelle), 1566 nucleotides. NCBI's taxonomy places the organism in Eukaryota, Metazoa, Chordata, Mammalia, Chiroptera, Vespertilionidae. The record is from the annotation of a GenBank genome assembly.